AUGGAAAAAUACAACAUUGGACCCAUUUGCAAACUCCUCACCCGGAACCAUGGUAGGUCGAUUGGUCCUUUGUUUCUAUUGCACCACGACAAAGUCUUCAUGGAGAGCCAAUGGUACCACUUGAAUGAUGUUAUAUUGGAAGGAGGAAUUCCCUUCAAUUGGGCGAAAUUUACAAACGAGAAAUUGGGGAAGAGGUUCAAUGAGGCAAUGUCAAAUCAUACUAAGUUGAUAAUGAAGAGGAUACUUCAGAUUUACAAAGGGUUUGAAGGCCUCAAAGUGUUGGUUGAUGUGGGAGGUGGUAUUGGGGUCACUCUUAGCAUCAUCACUUCUAAGUAUCCUCAUAUUAAGGGCAUCAAUUAUGAUCUGCCUCAUGCUUUAGCAAACGCCCCCUCUUAUCCUGGUGUGGAGCAUGUUGGGGGAGAUAUGUUUGAGAGUGUUCACAAAGGAGACGCCAUUUUUAUGAAGUGGAUUCUUCAUGACCGGAGUGAUGAGCACUGUCUGAAGCUUCUCACCAACUGCUUUGAAGCUCUCCCUGAUAACGAGAAGGUGAUCAUCGUUGAAUCCAUUCUUCAUAUGGCUCCAAAGAACACAGUCUCAACCAACAUUCCCUUCGAGCAAGAUCUACUCAUGCUGGCUCAAAACCCUGGAGGAAAAGAAAGGACCCAGAAGGAGUAUGAGACCUUGGCCAUAAAAUCAGGAUUUUUUGGUUGCAUGGUCAUCUGCAGUGUUUACAACAGUUGGGUUAUGGAGUUCCCCAAGACAGCACAUCCAUAGCUUAGUCCCU
This is a messenger RNA of Vitis vinifera (wine grape), 784 nucleotides long. Its product is annotated as caffeic acid 3-O-methyltransferase. Gene Ontology annotation, biological process: methylation. Gene Ontology annotation, molecular function: O-methyltransferase activity; S-adenosylmethionine-dependent methyltransferase activity. The record is from RefSeq and is a predicted model, not a curated record. Lineage: Eukaryota; Viridiplantae; Streptophyta; Magnoliopsida; Vitales; Vitaceae.